Messenger RNA from Anopheles coustani, 1399 nucleotides. RefSeq names its product UPF0415 protein C7orf25 homolog. Bases 162 to 1331 code for a protein of 389 amino acids. The record is from RefSeq and is a predicted model, not a curated record. NCBI's taxonomy places the organism in Eukaryota, Metazoa, Arthropoda, Insecta, Diptera, Culicidae. The transcript is spliced from 2 exons.
CGUAAACAAAACAAAGCAAGUCGAGAGCCUCCAUCAUCAUCGCGUAUUAAGUGAAUCCUGUGCCCUUUAAUUUAUUUAUUUGUGAAUGAAACUGAAGUAAAACGUGGAGGUUAAUUGUACGUACGGCCUUACAACAGAGAAGAUCGUCUCUGCGGUGCCCAAUGAUGCAAGGCUAUGAAUACACAGUUGAAGAGCUGACGCAACUUGCGCAAGAGAAGAUUGAUCUUGGCGAAAAACUGCUCAAGGAUCUGUCCAAACGCGACACGAUUGAGGGAGUGAAGAAAAUCCAGAAAAAAAUCAGCCAAGAGCUAAAGUUCCUUAACCGAGUGAAGACCAACAGGACGGUUACAAUCAAUCACAUCCUCUGCAGUAAUCUAACACACUUUGGCUGCCUAGUGGAUUGUUUGCUGAUGAGUGCGCAGGUGAAGCAUGUGGACUAUCCGCUUCCGGUGGAAGACCGUGCCUGUCCGCUUCGGGUGGACAUUGUCUGCGAUGGAGGUGCCACCUGGAUCAAGGUGAUCGCACGAAACCCAAAAUCACUUAGCGAUGCUGUGUACGGCCGCACGAGCUACGGUUCGAAAUCCAUCCUGGAGCAGGCGCAGGAGUACAUCCAGGCGGCCAGCAACUUCCCGUACAUGUUCCGGCCGCCAACGGUAAUCUUCCGUUUUCUGAGCAAACUGGACGAUGAGUUGAUUGUGGAACUGCAACGUAUCGGCAUCCGAGUGGUGCUGGCCGAAGAGGAGGAUGAUGUAAGCGAAUGCUCCAAGGAGCCUUCGUCGACCGUUGAUGCCCAUCACCCAAAAGACGAGAUUCGGCUGCUUAACGUCGACGUCACGACGCUCAUCGCCUACUGCAGUGCCAUGACGAACGGGUCGGCCGCUUGGGAGUUCAAGCAGCCGCUCCUUUCGGAACAGGCCCGCUGGGAACGGGACAAACCGGUGAAGCCCGUACUCGACCAGCUGUUCGAAGGCAGACGGCUCAUCUGCUGCCAAACGGCAUACGAUUCGUUCCACGAUAUCCUCACGAUACUAGGCGGAGAGCGGGAAAAGGAGCGCGCGAAAGCACUCUUCAGUCGGAUUCAGGUCCUGCCCGAUGUGCCACUCGAGCAGGCGCCGAAGGAGCUGCAGUCAUUGAAGUUGGGCGGAAAAAUACGACCCCGCAGCUUGCAGGUGUUUGCCUUCGGGCUUUACCACCGCGCCGUCACGGUCACCUCGAACGAAGGUUUUACGCGGGCUGCCAAGAUGCAGGGACUCGAGGUGCCCGUCUUCCUGCACGACGCUCGAGCCCUUACCGAGGACAAAGAAAAGACUGCCACACAACUCUCGCAAUGACCGAAUCGGAUGCACCCACCAUUUCCCAAUGCCUACUCAAUCCACGAAUAAAUAAAUUAACGCUCCAA